AUGACCUCCACACCCAAGAAAAUCAUUGCAAUCGUUGGUGCAACCGGCACCCAAGGAUCAUCGGUUGCUCGCACAUUUCUCGGCCUCCCCAACUGGCACGUCCGAUGCCUCACCCGCAAUCCAUCCUCAGAGAAAGCGCAGGAGCUCGCCCAGCUAGGCGGUGACCUAGUCGAAGCCAACUUGGACAACGAAGAUUCCCUGCGCCGAGCAUUUGCAGGCGCAUACGCCAUCUUCCUCAACACUGAUUUCUGGCAGCCCUACCGAGCAGCCCUUACCUCAGGUGUUGAUGCAAUCACCAGCGCAAAGCAAGGCUACGAGACAGAAGUCACCCACGGAGAGAACGCAGCCAAUGUUGCUGCAACAAUCCCGACAUUGGAAAGAUUCAUCUACUCAGCAUUGGGACCUAUGAAAGCUGCAUCCAAUGGAAAGUAUUCUGAUUCCAACCACUGGGAGACAAAGGCCCACAUCGUGAACUACAUUGAGCAGCAGAAGGUGGAUUUGGCGAAGAAGACUUCUUUCAUUUAUAUUGGUGCUUACAUCACCAAUCCUUUCCUGUAUCCAAAGUUCCAGGCAGAGAAUGGGCAGUUUGUUGCUGCUUUGCCGGCCAGAAAGGAAAUGCGUAUGCCUAUCAUUGAUACUGCUCAGUCCACUGGUCAUUUUGUUCGGGCUUUGAUUGAAGAUGAAGAGGCUGGGAUGAAGCUCUUGGCAUAUGAUGACUAUCUUUCCGUUCAGGAGAUCAUGGCUGUCUGGUCUCGUGCUCUUGAGAAAUCGGUCAAUUUGAUUCAAAUGACUGUUCAAGAGAUGCAUGAGAAGACUGGCCUUCCGCUUGAGGUUCUUGGUGGUCCGGCUUUUAUCGAUGAAUACGGUUAUUGUGCUGGGCUUGAGAACGUCGUUGAGCCAGCUCAGUUGAAGUCUUAUGAGCCACGGACAAGAUUUGAAGAUUGGGUGAAACAGCAGGAUGUUAGCGAAUUGCUUGGGCUGAAGGAUUUGAACAGUUGGGAUGGAGUAGUUCAGUAA
Penicillium nucicola is the source of this 1017-nucleotide messenger RNA. RefSeq lists its product as uncharacterized. The record is from RefSeq and is a predicted model, not a curated record. The coding region runs from base 1 to 1017 and encodes 338 amino acids. The transcript has a single exon. Lineage: Eukaryota; Fungi; Ascomycota; Eurotiomycetes; Eurotiales; Aspergillaceae.